This is a messenger RNA of Fundulus heteroclitus (mummichog), 2410 nucleotides long. It is a transcript of the gene coq4, whose product is annotated as coenzyme Q4 homolog (S. cerevisiae). Lineage: Eukaryota; Metazoa; Chordata; Actinopteri; Cyprinodontiformes; Fundulidae. Bases 35 to 877 code for a protein of 280 amino acids. Gene Ontology annotation, cellular component: mitochondrial inner membrane; mitochondrion. The record is from RefSeq and is a predicted model, not a curated record. The transcript has 7 exons. Gene Ontology annotation, biological process: ubiquinone biosynthetic process.
GUCGUCUACGCAUGCGCACUGUGCGUGGCUGAAAAUGUGGCAUCGCCUGUCUAACCCGUUCAUAUGGCUAAAUCAGAGGCAGAGUUCUUUAGCAUCGAAAGGUCUCAAAGCUCUGACCUCUGCCCACCUGCUGCACGCCAGCGGCGCUGAGCCGAGCUGCAGCUACGAUGGCGGCCUGUACCCCGGACACAUCCAGACCACGCCCUUCCAGAAAGCGCUGCUGGCCGUCGGAUCGGGCGUGGCGGCUCUGCAGGACCCCUACAGACACGACAUGGUGGCUGUGCUGGGAGAGACUACAGGACACUUAGCGCUGAUAAAUCUCAGGGACCGGAUGCAAAAUGACCCAGAGGGCUACACGAUCCUGACAGAGAGGCCGAGGAUCCGCCUGUCUACACUGGAUCUGGAAAAGAUGGCCUCCCUACCCGAUGGGUCCUUUGGCCGAGAGUAUCUCAGAUUUCUGGAGGAGAAUAAAGUGACGCCGGACUCUAGAGCGGAGGUGAAGUUUGUGGACGACGAGGAGCUAGCCUACAUCAUGCUGAGAUACAGAGAGGUCCAUGACUUGUUGCACACCUUACUGGGCAUGCCCACCAACAUGCUGGGUGAGGUAGCGGUGAAAUGGUUUGAAGCUGCUCAGACGGGGCUUCCCAUGUGUGCCCUGGGAGCUGUGCUGGGGCCUCUCCGGCUGAACGCAAGUCGUUUGCAGACACUCGUCACAUCUUUGGGCCCCUGGGCCCUGCAGAACGGCAGCCGGGCACGCUGUGUCCUCAGCAUCUUUUACGAGCGGCGAUGGGAGCAGAGCCUGGAGGAGCUCAGGCGAGAGCUGAACAUCGAGCCUCCUCCAGUCAUACCGAGUGCCUCAAAGAAGACGGGCGCCUGAAGAAGCAGAAAAACCCCUUUUCACAAGCGGAUGUGGAGAGAAACCAGAAAUGUCGGAAUGAUGAUGACGGUGCGGGAUUUUCAUCCUGCAGGAUAUAAUUAUCUGCAGAGGAAAUAGGGGGAAUUUUGAUUUUGGUGAAGUCUGGCUCCUUCCUCCUGUUAAUUAUAAGCUUUCAUCAGCUUUCAGUUGACUCUGUCAACUUAUGGCAUGAUGAAGUUUCCAUUGCUUCCUCUUUUUGGCAAAAAGUCCUCCUCCUGCAACGCUAUGCAGCUGUCAGUUGAGAAUAUGAUGUUUGCAACAGUGAUCACCAAAAAAUACGCUUAAGAUGCAACUGUUUCAUGAGCAAAUGUUGUUUUCACAUUUCCAUGAUGGUCAUCAUUAUCUGCACUCUUAUUUAUUAGGACCUGAAAUCAGCUCUCAGCAGAGUGUUUUUGUUCGUCCUGUUUUAACCGAGCGGUGAUAAAGGAGCAUGAGUGCACCUGCGUUGGUUUGAGCUCCAUCACAACAGGCACUUACGGCAAUACUCAUCAUGAAAUAAGAUUAUAGAUAGAUGUUUAUGUCAUUUCUGGUCUGACUAAUAACUACCUGGUAAAAGGCAGUUACGUUUUUACCAUAAAGUUAAAACCGCAUUUCCAGAAAAGAAAAAAAAGUCCAGGUCUGUGGCUAAUUUAGCAAGAAGAUGUAGAGAAAUUCUGCAGAAAUUAUAUUUGUAUAAAGUGUUUUAUGCACCUGACAGGCCUGCUGCCCCCAAUCCAGUUUCACUUUCUGCCGAAAGUGAAAUCUUUUUUUUCUACCGACGUUUCUCAAAGUCCAACAUUAAGCAUCUGAUUACAGACAAUUAAGUUAGCAAAGAUGAUUUUAAAAAACUCUUAAAAAAAUAGGCCUGCAUUGUUUAAAAAAGAAAAAGUAUCCAUGUUUAGUAAAAAGCAUUUUUCUGGUUUCCAACAAAAUGUAAAAGAUAGUAUAUGUUGGUGUUUUGUACUGAGGUGUUGGUCAUCUUCAAACUACCAAUGGGACAAUGCUCCAGGAAAAGACUCUGUUCACGUGGACUUAGUUGAACAAAAAAGGAUUUUAUCUCAACCAGGCCCUGAUAAAAAGUUACAGAUGUGUGUACCGCUCUGGAGGGAUCGAAAGAGGAACUAUGAACACAGCCUCAGAUUGGCACCAUAUUUAUCCAUGGCUCCGUCUAGUGAGUCAGGCUCCAGGAUGUGAGAUGUUAUCACAAAGAACCUUGCCCUCUGGGCUCAGUCUUACAUCCGCUCUUUGCACACAGCCUGUCCAGUCCUGACACGGCCCUUCAGAUAUACUGUAUUACGGCAAAGGGUUCUGUCCCCAUGAAACAGUGUGACGUCGGUUCUCUGUUCCAACAAACUCUUGUUGCUCACGGCUCCGGCUGAAAUCACAAUGAACCAUAUGGGGAAAAAAUUACAGACAAUGCCAGACAUUACACUGGGCAUUUUGAAUAGUGCUGGAAAUACCAUGUACACAAUAACACUACUUGAAAUAAACGUGGAAAGUUGUGAUAAAAAUAUU